Molecule: messenger RNA, 4275 nt
Organism: Trematomus bernacchii (emerald rockcod)
Lineage: Eukaryota; Metazoa; Chordata; Actinopteri; Perciformes; Nototheniidae
Gene: lin28aa
Product: protein lin-28 homolog A
Exons: 4
Coding region: 224-823 (199 amino acids)
Molecular function (GO): zinc ion binding; nucleic acid binding
Source: RefSeq, a predicted model, not a curated record
UUCCCACAUCUAGGCCCUUCUAUCACACAAUAUCCAAUACAUCCUUGGGGAAUAUAAUUGUGAAUCACGUGGACAUGACCGAGAGUGUGUGGGGGGUUUGUUGGAUGAGAAAUGGUCAUUUGUAUUGACCAACACACCGAGCUGACCACUGCAGAAGAGAGAGAGGAGGAAAAGGCUUUGCAAGAAAGAAAGAAAGACACCAGGAGUAAACUGGCCCACAAACAUGGCAGAAGGAGUGUGUAAGCCCGAGGAGGAUGAAGGACCGUGCACCGAGGAGGACUGCCAGUCUUUCCACGGAGUCGGCGUGUGCAAAUGGUUCAACGUCCGCAUGGGCUUCGGGUUCCUGUCCAUGACGGACCGAGAGGGAGUGCCUCUGGAAGAACCGGUCGACGUAUUUGUCCAUCAGAGCAAGUUGCACAUGGAGGGCUUCCGCAGCCUGAAGGAAGGCGAAGCGGUCGAUUUUAGCUUCAAGAAGUCAUCAAAGGGCCUGGAGUCGCAGCAAGUUACCGGGCCCGAUGGCAUCCACUGUGUGGGCAGCGAGAGGAGACCCAAAGGCAAGAAGGUCCAGAAGCGACGCUCAAAGGGAGAUAGGUGCUAUAACUGUGGAGACCUGGACCACCAUGCCAAAGAGUGCAAGUUGCCACCCCAGCCCAAGAAGUGCCAUUUCUGCCAGAGCAUCGACCACAUGGUUGCCAACUGCCCAAUCAAAGCACAACAGUCGUCGCCAGGAUCUCAGGAAAAACCGUCCCCCUCGAAAGGAGACAACGUGGAGCAGGAGGAGGAGCACAGCCUCGCGGCACCCCCUCCCGAAGCCUCUGAUUAGGCGAGUUAUCGGGGAAGGGCAGAGGCCAAUCAAACUGCUUCGAUGGUGAGACGGGACACGUGGAUCCCCUUCCACCUGUCGAAGCUGCUUUUGAAACUACCUCAGGUUAAAAAAAAAAAAAAUGCUGAUGAAGAAUGUUGCUAAAGUUUUUGUUGAUUUGUUUUACGUUGGUGUAACACUCAGGAAUACUGCUGUAUUAUUGCACUCAGGACGCUUUCUAAAUGUUCGAAUCACUGCUGUUUGAGGCGUUGAGAUUGUAGUGCCAUAUAACAGAUUAUCUUUUUUAAGUAGAAUCUGUUUUGUUUUUAUGUGAAACUGCCCUUACAGUGGGUGGUCUACCUCAUUUUUUUUGCGUAAUACUCAGUAAGUGUGUUUAAGUAUUAGAGUUACACUUUUGCUGCCUUACCAAUUAGUCUCCUUCCUGACUGUUACACCUGACUAUCCGACAAGGCAGAGACUUUAAAGUUGGGACCUCUGUAAUGAAUGUUACUUUGCAUAUCGCAUGGGGAGAGGGAGGGUUUGUGAAAACAUAUGGGAUGGGUUUUACGGUAUAGCUUUAGGCAAUGUAUUGGCGUAUGUCAAUAUUGCAAUCGACCAUCCAGUGAUCCUGGGGCGAAAUGAAUGUCAGACCAGAAGUGGUUUUUCAAACUGUCGGUCAGAUUCAUUUUUUUGUCAUUUUCAUUAUUUUCGUCCAGCCUUUUGCUGGCUGUCUAAAUGUGCCGAUCUACCUCAUGGUCUGCUACCAAAACUCAUUCUAACUGCUGAUGGUAAACCAAAUAUUCUCAUAAUACAGCUUUGGAGAUUAUUGGGAUGAAAUCAAAUCCUUUUUGCACUACAGUAUUUACACAGAAUUUCCACUAAAAUGAAUAAAAACCCAAUUAAGGAUGAACUUAACACCUUUCCUAAAACAUGUUAAUGUCAGGUUUGGGAAAAAUAGAGAAUAUGAUGGGCACAUCAAUUUAGAUAAUUACGAUAACAAAUUUGGUCAACACGGUUUAACAAGGAAAGUCCGUUUUCUUUUGUAGGCCGGCCCUCAAUUAGUCUAGUUUCUCUUUUAUGUUUCCGGGAGCUUAAUUAAUUUCCAUCAAUGGCUGAAUGAGCUCUCUUCUUGAUACUUGAAUAAAAUUAGGCAGAAUCAAACAGGAUGUCGCCAGUGGGAUGGCUGGUGUUUUGUUUAUAUUCAGUGUGAUUCAUUUCUAGGUAGUUAUUUAAGACAUUACCUCCCUAUGACCCUUAGGAGGGUUAUAGCUCAGGAACACCAAGCCUGCACGGAGGAGCAUGUAGAACUAGCUAGCGACUCGGCGAUUUACUCCCGUUCUACAGGAGACGCUGACACGACUUUUACACCGAAUUAAUAUAUAUGUGAAAUUAUUCUAAAGCCUUUUUAAAAAGUCAUUCUACUUAUUUAUUUUCAUCCAAGAGUGCUGCAGCUUCCCCCUUCUGCUCCUGUUGAAGCCUCUCAGCAACCAAAUGUCAUUCAAAGCUAUAUGUGACAUGAGAAUAUAUUUGGGUAACACAUUUUAACAACCAGGUACUUGUAUUGCUGUGUACAAAAGUGCUUGAUAAAUCAUUGUCCUUAACAAUAGUUCAAAGCCGUAUUGAACAGUAAUAUAUUGCAACGCACAAGUAACAUUAUACAGUCAAUUCUGUGCAGGUACAUAGUAUUAUGAGGAGUGACGGUAACUGAGUUUGUUUUUUUUUGCCUUGUAUGAUUUUUCUUUUUUAAAUUCUUUGUUUUUUGUUCACAAUGAGCCUCUCGGAAGAGAGCCCCGUUGUUAUUCUUAUCUAUGCCAAAACCAAUGCAAUGUUACUCUGCACUAAUCAUGUGUAAGAUGCAUUAAUUAAUUUUUGUAUUCAUUUCAAUCUUUACUUUCAAAUAUAUGUUGCAUAUUUUAUAUUGUAUUUUUUUAGAUUUUCAUAUACCACAUACAGUCAGUCGCUGGUUGGUUGAAAUAAAUAAAAAACCCACUCUUAGGCUCACCUCAGGAAUUGCCAAUCUGAAAACUCAGGGAAUGCUUCAGAUUGCUUAGAAGGAGUCGAGGAGUGUUUAUUCAGGAAAAAGUAGAAACCGAAUGUUCAUCCGCACGAUGUGAAGCGUAUGAUAAAGAUGCCAAAGUAAAAAGGGGUUUUUCGUAAUAUGAUGGUGCAACAAUUUUGUUUGACCUUUUUAAGAAAAAAAUAACUAGGAUUGUGGCCCAAAAUUCAAUAAUUUGUGAAAUGGUCACGUUGAAAUUUUUAUGCGUGACUUUUAUACUUUGUCAUCUUUCCAUGCCUCCCGUGUGAUGAUGAUCUUUAUAUUUUCUCCUCUUUGACCUAACCUGCCGUGAUAUGACAUGAUAUGAAGAAAAAUGUUCCACUAUUAUUGUAUUUUUUUCCUCUAUAAUCGUUGUAGAUGGGGAUGUAGUAGAAUAUUGUAACAGGGAUGGGGGCUAGUAGUAUAUAAUCUGGGGUUGUCUCAUCUCAACACAUGGCCAAGACUUUAGUGUUUCAGACUAUCAAUGCUUAAGACAAAAAGAAUGUGUCAUGGAUGAAAACUCAAAAAAACGUUCCUACUCUGCUGUUAGGUGAUGAUAUAUAUAUACGUUUAAUACCUGAUUUAAAAAAAAAAUAAAAAACAGUUUUGAAGACUACACUCAGGAUUUGAUUGACAGAAAGAUUGUUAAAGUGCUCUGAUUAGAUAGAACGGUUUACAUUUCUGUCUAUUUUUAUGUUGAAAUGACCUUUUAUGAUUGCAGUGCCAGUAUUUUCUCUAACUUGAACACUUUACUUUCUCUCCAUUUAAAAAGGGACAUACAUGGAUGACUUUGUGAUCAAUCUGUAACUAACUUUGUUUAAAAUCCCCGAAACCACUGACUGUCAAACUUGGAUUCUGACACCCACUACUUUGAUAAAGGUUGAAUGAAAGUGUUGUAUUGUAAUGUUUGCAACAUUCUGCUGAACUUAGUGGUGUUUUCAAAGUAUCAUUUGGAAACUAAUCCAUUAGAAGUAAGUCCGUUCUGACUGCAACAAACCUGUUUGACCCCUCAGUGGUGUGUGAUUGUGAUUUCAAUGUGGGAUGUUUAAUGGGUCAGAUAUACCUUGAAAAUCCAAGGAUUUGUAAGACUAUGUGCUCAGGGAGACAUUUGAAGCACAUCGAAGCAUCCUGUACCACAGUUUGCGCUAUGUGUGCUUUUCAUGGUACAUCUUGUUUGUGACCAUCAGCCAUUAAUCUGUGGUGUUGUAUUUUAUAAGAUUAUUGGCUAGAGCUACUUCCAAAAAAUAUGUGCAUUUAUUACUGAUGAUUGUAUCAAUGUUUACUGCCAUGAAACUACGUCUAUCUUGAUCUAUCUUAUGUUGAUUUAAUGGCUAAUUUGUCAAUGAUGAGCAGCAUGUAGGCUUUUCAAAGUAUUACUGUGAUUACGUUUCUAUAUGUAAAGAUCUGCUCCAUUUCCUAGUAAAUAUAUCAAUAUUCA